Molecule: messenger RNA, 2208 nt
Organism: Babesia sp. Xinjiang
Lineage: Eukaryota; Apicomplexa; Aconoidasida; Piroplasmida; Babesiidae
Exons: 1
Coding region: 1-2208 (735 amino acids)
Source: RefSeq, a predicted model, not a curated record
AUGGAGUGUAUGCUGCCACCUGAUGCGUUCGUCGCGGCUGGACAUAGAACGUCUUCGGGAGGAGAAGACUUGACAAGGUGUGUGCUGGAUGCCGCGGAAGACGAGAUGACGCCAAGCAAGGAAGUUAACCAGACGCCGACACCACUGGCUGGAGAUGGGAGCGUUGUGCCUAAUUCAAGCGCAGAGAAUGAUCGCAAUAGUGUGUGUUACCAGUCUCCUGGUACGCCCAAACUGUCGAGAAGACCUGUGAGUCCCUCUUUGAUAGAACCUGUUAUCGAUGAUUCAAAGUGCAAAUCGCCAAGAAUGUCUAUGCAAGAUCGUGUCCGAAAGAGGCAGAACUUGUUGUCUAGCACCAUGCGGUUAGAUGUGUCUCACCUGGGUGAAGAGUCGGUGUUAUUAAAUGAGCGUGAUGACACAGAUGAUGUUCCAAUGUCAGGUGCGGCUGACCCCCUCUUGACAGCUUCGAUGCAUACACCGCUGAGAUCGUCACAGCGGGAUCUGGGCCAUUGUGGUGGAUUGGUACACAUCCCUGCAUUACGCAAUAAGGAUAUAUAUGUUAACGUGAGCGACGACGUCGUGAAGAAUCCCAUUCUGGCUAAAUCAGUACGUAGCAUUCGUAUGAAUGUGCCACUGGACCAAGACGAUGUGGAACGAUCGAGGAGAGUGCUUGGAGCGUCACGCUGUUGGACUGACAAAUUCGAUGAAAAUGGGCAUGAGUUACCUGGUAUCGAGGAGGACGAGGAUUACGACGAUAUAUUAGCGACGCAAACCCCGAUACGCAGCCUCACAACUCUGGUUCCUACACCUCGAUACGCCAAUGUUUAUGGCUCUGGGCGUGGUAUGGCCGUGAGUAGGGCCGGAGGUGUUGCGCGCAAUGCCAGUCCCAUAGGUACACCGCAACGAUCGGUGGGGGCUGGUACGACUGCCUCCACUACUCCUAACAGAUAUACGCAGACGAUGUUUGCAACUGGUGAUGCGAUGGAUCUAGAUGCCUUCGGAGGAGCGAGGAUUGAGGACAUGCGCAAAGACGAUGUCAACCCAAUGGUCUAUGCAACUUUGGGAAAGGGCAUGAUAUCAGAAUCGAGGAUGGGCACAUAUCUGUCUCUGUUAUACAAGCAUUUCAAAAACAUGUGCACGUUCAUCAGGCGUGCGUCGAUGCGCAGCGACCGACCGUACUUCAAGGUGGUACAGCUGAUGGUCCAACGCAUGACUAGGAAAGACUUUACGUUGGACCACCUGAGACAAAUAGCUUGGCUUGCACCAAAUUUGGUCACUUUGAAAUCAGUUAGCAUCGCGGAACCUAUACGCAAGAGGUACAAAACGGAAUAUAGCGAGUCUCGUGGAGACCACGUCAGUGAUGUCCAAAUACGGAUACAUAAACUAGACGGUAGACUCUGCUCUUCCACAAACGACUUUGAAAACACGUGUUACUGCUUCAAGAGCAUCAUCUGCGCAUGGAUAGCCCGGUGUAAGGCAGAAUAUGUGCAAGACCGAGGGUCGUGCUGUGGUUUCGACCCAGACAUGUCACUACCUAUUCCACUGGCCGCACUACCAACAAAGCAUUGCGGCGGCCUAGGUACAGAUGAUGCGAUACCAUUGCCGAUUUCCACCCCUACACGGCCCGCAGUUAAAUUGUCAAGAAACGUGGCAACGGAUGCAACCCAAUCCACUGCACUAUUCACCUCUAACAACCGUAGUGAUCGGGAUUUCGGCCACCUCUCUACAACCAAGAUGUGUUAUUCACCUGUUAGCGACAUAGGGUCAAUUAAGAGGUUGCGGGAUGAAACCAUGUUGCCUGUUUCGACCGACCUACUGGAUACACCAGGUAUGUGGCGCAUUAGGGAGAACGCAAAGCGCGUGGCGGCUGCCACAAACACUUCCUACGUCAAGGAACGUGAUAUAUCAUAUUGGAAGGAUGUGCGCCGGUUCCUGAAUGCAUUGGUUGACCUGUCAAUUUCCGACGAGCGUCCCCCAUUGUUGCGCCUGGACUGGUUGGCUGAGUUCAUGUCCAAACACGGGACUGGGAGGGCCACGUACGACAACGUGGCGGAUUGGGCAAACACUCUGGCCACAAUCGCUCCGGAUGUAAUCAAUGUCGGCAUUUCCAAGUUCGACGACUACAGCACAGUACUCACGCUACGCCCGCAACCGAUGUUCGACAACGCCAUCAGAUACGUCGACCAACAAAUAAACACGUGUAACAAAUGA